Molecule: messenger RNA, 603 nt
Organism: Gordionus sp. m RMFG-2023
Lineage: Eukaryota; Metazoa; Nematomorpha; Gordioida; Chordodea; Parachordodidae
Exons: 2
Coding region: 1-603 (200 amino acids)
Source: RefSeq, a predicted model, not a curated record
AUGAUAUUAUGUGCAGAUGACCUUGUAUUAUUGACAAACAACGAGGAAGAAUUGAGGAAUAAAAUUAGUAUAUGGAAGAUGACUAUGGAAGCAAAGGGCCUGAAAAUGAAUGCAGUAAAGGCAAAGGUGAUGAUUAAUGGGGAUAAUCUGAAAGCGAAGGAAUCCGGCAAAUGGCCUUGUUAUGUACGUGGGAUAGAAGUUGCUAGAAAUUCAAUCCAAUGCACCAGAUUCCAGAAAUGUAUGCAUAAUAAAUGUAGCGGGAAAAAAGGAAGUCUGAUGUUAGCAAGAAUGACCUUUAUUUGUAGAACAGAUGGUGGUGUAGAUUCUGCUGUUGCUGCAAGAUCGGACAAGCACGGAAAAAGUUUAGAGAUAUCGUCUAUUCUACCAAAUAAAAAUGUCACUCUGAAGUUAAAGGGGAAAGUUUAUGUAAGCUGUCUGAGGAGUUGUUUAGUUAAUGGUGGCGAAACAUUGUCAAUGAAAGUGGCCCACGAAGCUAAAUUGGAAAGAACAGAGAUGAGGAUGAUUAGAUGGAUGUGUGGGGUAUCUCUGAAGGAAUUGCGAGCAAUAAUGGGAAUAGAGGUGAUUGGAGUGGUAAUGAGAUAA